Messenger RNA from Aspergillus clavatus NRRL 1, 3588 nucleotides. RefSeq lists its product as uncharacterized. The transcript has 4 exons. Bases 1 to 3588 code for a protein of 1195 amino acids. Lineage: Eukaryota; Fungi; Ascomycota; Eurotiomycetes; Eurotiales; Aspergillaceae. The record is from RefSeq and is a predicted model, not a curated record.
AUGGCUACUAAGCAACGACUGACUUUAGCCUCUAUGUGGGCAUUUGAGGACAUCGGAGCUCUUGUUGUCAGGGGGGUUGCGGAAAGCCUCGCCUCGAAAAUUGCGUCGAUUUAUUCAAAUUUCAUCGAAGAACAAAAGAUUAAGGAUCUCUUGGAUAUGCCGCGGAUUUGUCAACUGGAAGUCCCUGCCGUGCAGGACGAGGGAACCGUCCCUUUGGAUGUCACGCCUGAGAAAAGCCAGGGAGCAAGCCUUCUAGCAUUGGAUGAUGAGUCGGAUGAGGAGCUCAUUCCGAUCUCUAGAGAUCGCAUUACCAAGUCCUGGCUUUCGUCUAAUGGUGGUCUGGGCUGCUUCUCGAACGACUUCCAAGACGUCCUGCUUGAUGUCUCGACUGCCACAGGAACAGAAAUUGCAAUCUCCGGCGAGUUUCAGGGGAUUCAGGUGUACGGAACAAGUAGUGAUGUCGACGAUGCGUUAGCUAAGCUCUCCAAUGUCGAAAAGUCUUUGUCGUUGCUUUUAACUCCUUCGAUCACUAAUAUCUUGGUUGUCCACUACAAAGACGAAGAUCGCUUUCGUAUUCAAAGCUACUGCAGUUUGAAUCCUAAUGCCCCUUGCCGUGUGCUUGCUGAUCCAAACAUGAAUGCUACUACUGAUUUUGGUGAAAUGUCUGUCACCGUGCUUUUGUCUUUCGACGAUGAGUCCCAAACGCUUGUUGUCCCCAGCAACUUUCUCAAUCCUCCACAUGGCAAUGCGGAAACGGGACAAUCUCGCAUCUGGAGUGACUUCACUUUUCAGGAAAUUGGGAAAGGGGACGAAUUCUUCGAUAUCGAUUCUAUCUUUGAGAACACUCCGGCGGAUCCUCAUUCUAUCAUCUCCGGAAUUGCACCUCCGCAUCCAUUCUUGACUGCUGAAAAGGCCAAGCAAGUCAACCAGUGGGUUGUGGAGGGAGCUGCAAUUGAAUCAGACGAGCCUGAGCUGGAGCCAGUAUCUGCCGAGUAUGAGAACGAGAUUGAGCCCCAAUGUGAACGCAAGGCCGGGCUUCCCAUUCUCUCCCAGUCCAUCACUCCACAUACACCAGAAACUGUGCCCGUGAACAAAAGACCUCCUGGUAUCAAAACACGAAGAGCUGCAAUGGUGGCAAGUAAUGCAUCACCACCAUUGGAGCCACCUCCGAAAAAUGACACGAAGCCGACUGGCGACAAGUUCAAUGAGGUCGACGCGACUCCGCGUAAACGCUGGAAAAUGAAAUAUACUCCUGACGUGGAUCAGGUCGCCCCGAAGGAUAACAAGGAGCUCACUAGAGGCCCGAACUUUGAGGACAUGCUGGAGCUCUCCAGCGACUCUUGGUGGCCAACGACAGCCCAUACUCCAAAGAAGGAAGUAAGACUUCCAGUGAAUUUUGAUGCGGGCAAGUAUGGACUCAACAGAUCACAACGGCAAACGAUCGGUGAUACGAAAAACAGCCCAAGUCUCCGAAGAAUACUGCCUAGCACGCUCAAAAAGAGAUCCAGCAACCUCAAUCCUCUUGUCGACGUCUUUCUACCGGCGAGCCAUAGUGUUACUAGCACACUCCCCCCGUUCUCGUUCAGUCAGCCCGCUUUGAUCCCUCAGGAUUCUGUUCCCACAACCAUGUCUAAUCAGAUUGAUAUAUGCCUAGAACAUAAAUUUGACCUGAAUACCAGCACAAGCAGCAUGCGCAGUCUCGCUAUCACAGAUCUCAGGAGCCAUGUCUCUCCGACUGAAGCCACCAGCAAUGAUUCCGCCUCUGAUCCAACAUCGAACAAUACUAACAGAUUCCAUGACCAAAAGAAUAGAUUAGCUUCUCUAAAGCAAUCGCUGAAUGAGAGAAGGGAACAGACUCCCAUUCCUACUGGCAGCAAUCGACCUCAUAUCUCUCAACGUGACAUUCACCGGCUAUUAGUAAAUGAGAAAGUGGCUGAGCUGGAGGGUGCUCAGAAACAUCACGAACGACAGGCAUCUGAUGAAAUUAACUCCAGAGAGUUCUUCUACACAAUGGGCCAUAAGACAGAAAAGCGAAGGAACAAGGGGAAGAACAAAGCCGAGAUCAAGGCAAAGAGGCAGGCUACAUUAGAAGAUGCUUGGGGAAUGAUGAAAAGGCCAUCGAAAAAACUGUUGACAGAGGCCCCGCAAACUCCAGCAUCCCUUGAGGAGACCACACAAGGAAGCACAACGAGCACUGUCAAAGUAGCAGACGGGGACAAUGGGCACUCCCAGAAGACGGCAGAUACCAGCAUAAGUCAGGACAUCAUGAGGCUUUACCUUGCAUUGAAGCCAACAUUAGAAGUUGCUGAGUAUUUCCCAGGGACUCUGAGCCUGGAGGUUCAGAUUGGGCUCAUAUUGAUACCGCUACUACCUAAAACCUGCAGCGAAGGCUCGAUGAUCUCUUUCAAGGAAUGGACAAAAAUCUUCCAGCCACGAAGCGGCAUCCCUGCUCCGACGACCAAGUUCAUCAGUCGAGUCACGACGUCCGGCCAUGACAUUGACCAUAUAGUUGACCUGAAGACACCUGCAUCUGAAGGAAAGCAUCGCAUCUUUGAACAGGAGUAUAGCGAGUACAGCGUGUUCUACGAGUUUUAUUGUCGUACCAAAGCUGCUCAACUUCUUAUUGUCACAGUUGAUGAACAUGGGAAGUUCACCAUCAAAAAGCCAACUUCAACACUAGGGGCAGUCAAUUUACACUUUCCACGACAAAUAUGGGAUGCAAGGGUGAUUCUCAACGGUGUUACUACGGGCAAUGCAAUUGUGGGCCCUGAAUUUGAGGAAGCAGUGCGAUAUCUUGUCAACCACCUCUGGGUUCAGCCAAAUAGAUCCCUCCCUUGGAUUUUUACCCGACUUCCUCCAGGGAACGAUAUUGUCGUGGAGAAAGUGUUGAUGAAGCGAUGGACUCGCCAUCGUUUCAUGCGUCCCUCGACAGGCCCAACUCACAGUGACCAAGACCUAUUCUUACAGGUCAUGGAGAUCCAAGACUUGUCCAUCGGAUCGAGCCAGUCGGACGACCAUGUGGUAACCGCUCAUUGUGCAUCGCUGUCUGAGAUGGCUGAGGCAGGUCGUCAAUGGUACGAAAUUUCCUUGAUUAGCCCUGCAGUCGAGGCCAUCCUGCGGGCAAACGUGGAUAAUGAAGUUGGAGAACGAACAGACGAAUGGCGAAGUCCUGACCUGCUUGGUAGAGAUGCCACUCUCCUCGAUAAGCUUACAGAUGAUCCUUCCACAAUGACCACGACACUAAGCCCUGUUGCCAAAGCCAUUGGCGCCGCUGGUCUUGGGGAUCUCCUCCGGUUGGCCAAAACCGUCGUCGAGAAGAUUGACGCUAUCGGUUAUUGGAACUAUGGCCCAAGCGCCGAUGCUUUGCGCAUGGCAGCAGUCAACGGCUCUCUUGCCGCGAUGAAAACUCUUCGUGGUACUGCCAUUGUAUCGUCGGGGACACUUCAGAACGAGCGGAAGAGCCUAGACUUUGCUGAUUUAGAGAGCAUCAAAGAAGUAGGAAGCGUCAUGACGAGUGCAAUGGUGAAGAAGUCCUCUGCCGAGUCUUCCGCGAAAGAAAAAGAACAGCUUGAGAUUGAUUAUUGGUAA